UGGUCCAACUUAUCUAUAAAAAGACAUCGUCUCUUGUUCUUUAAAUCCACAUAUCAUCUCUAACUAUCACAAAUUCUCUAUCUCUUUCCUUCUCUAGCUUUUGUUGCGAUACCGUACACAUACGAAGAAGACCGCUCGUGUGUAAAAAGGAUGAGGUGUAGAGCACUUAAUAUUCGGAGAAGGAAGAGAGUGAUGGUUAAUGUGAGCUCAAGGAAGCUCAUGACCCGUCUUCGGCGAAUGGUUGCUCCGGAAACAAGUUUUUCCGGCGAGGUUGUUGACGGUGACACACUUUAUCGGCUCACGGCUGAUCACAUUUUCCUACUUCAAGCAAGAAUCCAACUUCUUCGUCGUAUUUCCUCUGUAUGUGGUCUCUAGAUGGAAGCUACACGUGGCUAUAAAAAGACAAAGCAAUGGUAUAAUUAUGGAUAAACGUAUGUUUUCUCUAUAUGUUCUCUUAAGUUCAUCUUAUAAAUACGUUGUAAUGCAUGCCAACGAUAUGAUCUGAGUGUAUUUAUAUGAAUUUAUGUUUAUGAAUUAUGAUGUAUUUAAUUGUGAACUGUUUUUUUACAUGCAUGCAGCUUUGACCGCA
Molecule: messenger RNA, 589 nt
Organism: Camelina sativa (false flax)
Lineage: Eukaryota; Viridiplantae; Streptophyta; Magnoliopsida; Brassicales; Brassicaceae
Source: RefSeq, a predicted model, not a curated record